Messenger RNA from Rana temporaria (common frog), 5757 nucleotides. It is a transcript of the gene SNRK, whose product is annotated as SNF related kinase. The coding region runs from base 412 to 2706 and encodes 764 amino acids. Gene Ontology annotation, biological process: protein phosphorylation; microtubule cytoskeleton organization; intracellular signal transduction. Gene Ontology annotation, molecular function: protein serine/threonine kinase activity; ATP binding; tau-protein kinase activity. The record is from RefSeq and is a predicted model, not a curated record. The transcript has 6 exons. Gene Ontology annotation, cellular component: cytoplasm. Lineage: Eukaryota; Metazoa; Chordata; Amphibia; Anura; Ranidae.
ACGUCACCGAAAGGAGGGGCUGCGGUGAAGUGCGGCUGCGCUCCGGUGUCGCUCUUGUCUCUGCGGUCGCUCAUAAUAACAGCAGCUCCAUCAUGUUGGUGUGCAGUGUCAGUACUGGAUACUACUGUACUAUGGGGGGACAGCUAGGGGGGCGCUAAGGACACCGCAGAGGGAUUACUGCGGCCGCCGCACAGCCUCUUCUAUCACCUACAGCAGGAGGACGUGCCCGGGCACUGGGGGCAAUCGUCUGAGCACCAGCUGGAGGGCUCUGCCUGGCCCGGCCUCCUUCCUUCUACUACCCGCAGAUAUGCGACUAGCGGCAAUGAAAAUGCAUUCCUUGUUGGCAUCAGAUAUUCUUUUAUGAAAGUCAUCUAACGGUUACAACCUGAGGACCUAGCUGCCCUUAACAGCAUGGCUGGUUUCAAGAGAGGAUAUGAUGGGAAGAUUGCUGGACUUUAUGAUCUUGAUAAGACCUUGGGCCGAGGACAUUUUGCAGUUGUCAAGCUUGCUCGUCACGUCUUUACAGGUGAAAAAGUAGCUGUGAAAGUCAUCGACAAGACCAAAUUAGACUCCUUAGCUACUGGGCAUCUUUUUCAAGAAGUCCGAUGCAUGAAACUGGUGCAACACCCCAACAUAGUUCGUCUGUAUGAAGUGAUUGACACGCAAACCAAAUUGUAUCUCAUUCUAGAACUUGGCGAUGGAGGCGACAUGUAUGAUUACAUAAUGAAGCACGAGGAAGGCCUCAGUGAGGAUCUGGCCAAGAAAUACUUUGCUCAGAUUGUGCAUGCGAUAUCAUACUGCCAUAAGUUACAUGUGGUGCACAGGGACCUCAAACCAGAGAAUGUUGUGUUCUUUGAGAAACAGGGCCUUGUGAAACUGACCGAUUUUGGCUUUAGCAACAAGUUUCAGCCUGGGAAAAAGCUGACCACAAGCUGCGGAUCGUUGGCUUACUCUGCUCCGGAGAUACUUCUUGGGGAUGAAUAUGAUGCUCCUGCAGUAGAUAUUUGGAGCCUGGGUGUAAUUCUCUUCAUGCUGGUGUGUGGGACUCCUCCAUUCCAAGAAGCAAACGACAGCGAAACCUUGACUAUGAUAAUGGACUGUAAAUAUACUGUACCCAAGCAUGUGUCCAAGGAGUGCAAAGAUCUGAUCACUCGGAUGCUACAGCGAGAUCCCAAGAGAAGAGCCUCUUUGGAGGAGAUUGAAAACCAUCCUUGGCUCCAGGGAGUUGACCCAUCUCCUGCAACAAAGUACAACAUUCCUCUAGUGUCCUACAAGAAUCUCUCAGAGGAAGAGCAUAACAGCAUCAUACAGCGGAUGGUUCUCGGCGACAUAGCAGAUCGCGAUGCCAUUGUAGAUGCCUUGGAAACAAAUAAAUACAACCACAUAACCGCUACUUACUUCCUGUUGGCCGAGAGGAUUCUGCGAGAGAAACAGGAAAAAGAGAUACAGGCACGCUCUGCCAGUCCCAGCAACAUCAAAGCCCAGUUUAGGCAGUCCUGGCCCACAAAGAUUGAUGUCCCUCAAGACUUGGAGGAUGAUCUGACAGCUUCUCCAAUAGCCCAUGUGGCUGUUGCAUCUACUCAAGCUCGCAGCACAGAUAAUGUGCUUAAUGGACAUAGAAACAAAGGUCUUGUGGAGCCCCUGAAAAAAGAGGAUGUACCAGAUUUUGCUGGUCCCGCAGCCUCAGGCGUUCUUCCCGUGAAUCUAAACCCAUCAACUAGUGGUAGAAAAUGCCUUUUCAGAGUGGAAGAGGAUGAAGAGGAAGAUGAAGAAGAUAAGAAACCCAUUUCCCUUUCCACACAAGUUGUUUUACGGCGCAAACCUUCUGUUACAAACCGACUAACAUCAAGAAAGAGUGCUCCAGUGCUUAACCAGAUUUUUGAGGAAGGCGAAUCUGACGAUGAGUUUGAUAUGGACGAGAAUCUUCCUCCAAAGCUUAGUAGAUUAAAAAUGAACAUUGCAUCUCCUGGCACUGUACAUAAAAGAUACCAUAGGAGGAAAAGCCAGGGUCGGGGCUCAAGUUGCAGCAGUUCAGAAACAAGUGAUGAUGACUCUGAGAGCCGAAGGCGGCUAGAUAAAGAUAGUGGGUUUACCUAUUCUUGGCAUAGACGAGACAGCAGUGAAGGUCCACCUGGAAAUCAAGGUGAUGGGGGAGGCCAAAGUAAACCAAGCAAUGGAAGUGGAGGUGUUGACAAAACCAGUCCAAGCGAUAAUAAAGGAGGGGGUAGCCCCUCCAAUACUUCUAGUGGUAACACCAACAACUCAUCUGGAAACACCCGCACCUGCUCUGGUUCUGGUAACCCAGUGCAGCAGUCGCCAAGAAGUGCAGGAGAACUUGUAGAGAGUCUAAAAUUAAUGGGUCUUUGCUUAGGUUCCCAACUGCAUAAUGGGGCCAAGUAUAUAAUUGACCCCCAAAAUAACCUGUCCUUCUCAAGUGUCAAAGUGCAAGAGAAGUCCUCUUGGAAGAUGUGCAUAAGCUCAAAUAGUAGUGCCAGUAAAGCUGCCCCAUCUAGCGGUAUAAAGUUAUUCUCUGAUCAAAUGUCAGACACCACUAAUGAACUGGAACGUCUCAAGAACAAGAACUUUAAGAAUAAUGUAUUACAGCUACCUCUGUGUGAAAAAACAAUUUCUGUGAAUAUCCAGCGGAAUCCCAAGGAGGGACUGCUAUGUACCGCUAGUCAAACCAGUUGCUGCCAUGUCAUAUAACAAUGGCUUAAUGUACAGAGCAGUAAAAUGCCAUUGUUUGUGGCUGAGGACAUUUGCUGUUUGUGUAUUCCAUUUUGUCGUCUUCGUUUUUUAAAGUGGGCUUCAUGGGCAAUUAUUUAUUAUUAUUUCCCCCCCCCCCCCCCAGGUAGAUCAGCAGCAUGUUUUUAUUUUGUGCAGGCUGCUAGACGGCACUAUCUCUUCUGCCGACUUUUUAUUAUUAUUUUUUUAUUGUGUAACUUUUAACUUGUUUAACGAAAAAUCAUGUUGAGUGUGACCUACAAGCAUACAGUGUGAGGAACACUUAAGUCUCAUUUUCAGCACUUAAGCUAAGGAGACCUUCCUGGAUUUCCUUUUUCUCAUAAUUCCAGUCCUUACUCUUGUAAUUGUGGUGUAUGUGUGUGUGUGUGUGUGUGUGUGUGUGUAUGUGUGUGUGUGUCUGAGAGAGAACCAAAGCAAUAAUGUUUUGUCAUUGAAUCUGCCCCUUGGGGUAGAUUGGCAUAUUCCAAGGCUUGCACAAAUUAAAGAUGCACUGAAAACAGUGUUCCAGCUAUCAUUUCCAAUAGCUGACUUAGAAAUAUUGGAACAUGUCUCAGACCAGUCCCAAAUUAAACUAGUGUCUAAAAACAUUAAAGCAGAUUUAUUUUUUUACAUUAAAUAAGACAAUCUUUCUUUCCACCAUUUUGUAUAUUUUAACAGUCAUGUAAAGUGGUCAGUGCAGGUUUAAUCCACCAGUUUUCCUGAUUCAUUGGGGUGAACAAUGAAACCAUGUCCUGUAUAAAGCUGAGCAGUGGUCUGGAUAUAAAGCGAACCAUGUCGGUGUGGUUGUUUACAUAGCCAAUUUCCAGAAUCCUUGGUGCACAUUUUGCAUUAAUGUUGGGUUUAGCAUUUAUUUUAAGUAUUUAAUGUUCUACUGUAAAAUAUGUCUAUUUUUUUUUUUUUUAUAUAUAUAUAUAUAUCAAACUUGUGUAGGAUCGUUUCGAGUUGCAUAUAGUAAAUUAUAUAUUUCUGGAUAUCCUGUAAAGAUUGAAAAAUAUAAUUUAUCAAAUUAUGAAACUAAAAAGGAUUUAUAAAAAACAAAAACAAAAAAAAAAAGCUGUCAUCUAGUAUAAAUGGCAGUAUAUUUAUUUUCCCAUUAAGUGACCUGUAGUAAAAAUAAAUCUAUUUGUUCAUGCAUUCGUUUUGCUAGUGAGGAGUUUUAAAGUUUGCCCUGUAUGUAGCAUUUGGAUGCCUGAUUCAGCUAAUGCCCAGGAGCUGAUGGCAAGACAUUCAAACCUGUAGUAAAAUCUUACAGAUCUGAACAGUGCCGCAGAUCUGAGCAGCCAGACUUCAAAGACCACAGAUGCAGUCCUUUUGUAACCAGAAGCUCCAUUAGAUUUCAGUUUUCUUGAUAAGUACAUUGGUUGGCCAGAUAUCGAAUAUAUCUAAGAUUUACAGGGGCAUAAUAAAAUGGACAAAGGUCUGAAUGUUUGGCACCCAAGUCCAAUUUUAUUAUUGAAGAGCAGAUAAUACAACCAGUUUUGCAAAGUCUGUACACACAGAAGUGUUCAUCCCACAAGUAACUUUACACCCUCUAUUCUUUUUGGCUUUUAUUGGCUGUGGAAGUGCUUUUUUGUCAGUAAAACUUUAGAUUAAAUAUAAAUGCUUGCUCUUUAACAGUAAUUUGUAGUGGACAGCUGGCUAUUUUUCACCCAGGGCAUUAACAAUUAGGUGGCUCUUGUACCUGGAUCAGGAGUUUCAUAUUUACAGUAACAGUGAACAUAGAGCCAUGGUAGUUCAACAACUUUGCAAGCAUCCAUAAUAUAUACGUUUUCUUUUUUCUUUUUUUUUAUACAGUGGAACCUCGGAUUGCGAGUAACGCGGUUAAUGAGCGUUUCGCAAUACGUGCACUGUAUUUUUAAUAAUCGUAACUCGGUCUGCGAGUGUUUUCUCGCAAAACAAGCAGAAUUCAGGACAAAGCGGUGUGCAGUACCACGCUUGGCCUGCAGUGGGGUGGUGCCAGAGCCAAAUGGUGCCGAUCGGAAAAAUGAACAAAAAGGCCAGAGGACAGCUCAGCUGACCUUGGCAAAUCUCGAGAACGGAGUCUUUCCGAGGCCAGCCGAGGUGUCCUCUGGCCUUUCCGAGGCUCUCCGGCGCCCCCCACCUCUGGCCGCAUGCGGUACUGCAUUGCCAUUGAACUCAACGCGGAACAAAUUAUUUUAGUUUCCAUUGACUUCAAUGGGCAAACUUGCUUUGAUAUGCGAGUACUUUGGAUUAUGAGCAUUCUACUGGAACGGAUUAUGCUCAUAAUCCGAGGUUCCGCUGUAUCUGUAAACUGGUUGUUUUAAAUGGUCCAGUGACUUCAGUUAAACAGCAACAUGGGCGCUAUGUUUAGUCCUUUUUACUCUUCUGCUGAAGCUAGUCAUUGACUUUACAUCACACCGGGGCACAAUCUGACUGGGAAAUAUUUUUUUCCUUAUUCCAUUAUUUAAAUGCUUUAUGGUUAUGGAUGAAACAAAGAAGAGAUGAGGGAAACAUACUAAAGUGUACACACGGACUGGAAAUCGGAUCAGUUUGGCAAGGACUGGCCUAAUUCAAACUGCAUGUACCCCUUCCGAUUUAACAGAUGCUGAUCAUUACAUCAACUUCUGUUGAAUGAUCCUGCUGGAAAAACAGCAUUCAAUUAGCUACUGCAGCCAAUGACAUUUUGAUCAGUGUCUUGUAGCCCAUCGGCUGCAGCGCUGAUCACUGUAUACCGACAGUGGAGGAGUUCCACUGUCAGAAUACUAUAGCACAUUGGGAGAUAUUGCUGCAUUCAUCUCACUUGUGUUAAAGCUGGUUGAAUGAAAAAAAAAACUGUCUACCUAGUUUAACAGUCAGCAGAAACUUAACAAACCACAGAAAACCUAAAUAGCCUAGGGCUUCUUAACAUAAGUGUCCAAAUUGAGCUGCCCAGACUGCUUUUUGAUUUCGGGGAACUCGCCUAGACUCAAUGGUUGGAAGGAUAUACGAAGUCAUAAAGCUUUAUAAGCACAACUGCUUUCUUACACGUGGCUUUCUAUUGCAAAAAAAAAA